This is a messenger RNA of Ostreococcus tauri, 1299 nucleotides long. RefSeq names its product Methyltransferase-related. The record is from RefSeq and is a predicted model, not a curated record. The transcript has a single exon. Bases 1 to 1299 code for a protein of 432 amino acids. Lineage: Eukaryota; Viridiplantae; Chlorophyta; Mamiellophyceae; Mamiellales; Bathycoccaceae. Gene Ontology annotation, cellular component: nucleolus. Gene Ontology annotation, molecular function: methyltransferase activity.
AUGGACGUCGCGCGCAUGGACGUCCCGGCGUUCGACGACGCCGAGGACGCGCGCGGGCGAGGGGCGAGGACGACGGCGACGAUGGCGGUGGCGGCGGCUCGAGACGCGUCGAACGCGCGACGGGCGCGCGCGCGGGGGACGACGGGCGAAACGGGACCGCGAACGGGCGAGAGAGACGAUGGUGAUGCGUCCGAACGUCGAGCGGGGGAUGGGACGACGGCGCGCGGGGGUCGGGACGGGACGCGGGUGGCGGCGGCGCGCGGGCGGGACGGGCGCGACGCGCCGAGCGGGAAGGCGUUGGGACGACGACGACGGGCGAAGGAGAAGCGGAAGCGCGCGGCGGAGGCGCGACGCGUGGCGCGUGGGGGUGUUGCGGGUGAAAACACGGACGAGGGGGAUGGGAUGAAGAAGCGAAAGAAGAAGGAGAAGGCAAAGGAGAGGGAACCGGCGGCGCCGAGCGCGCAGCCGAGAGCGGUGGUCGAGCCGGAGGAAUCGAGCGACUACUCCGAGGAGUUGCUUCCCGAUCGUGAUCCACUCGUCGUGAGCGAGGCGCAAAGCGUGCCGAGGAGAGAUCCGCCGAAGGCGGUCAAGAAACCACAGGGUGCCAAGAACACGCUCGCGGACAAAAUGCGCGCCAAGCUCAGCGGCGGGCAGUUCCGCAUGCUGAACGAGCGCUUGUACACCACCACGGGGGCCGAGGGGUUGGCGCUGGUGAAGGAAUCUCCUGAAUUAUUCGACGCCUACCACGUUGGGUUCCGUGCACAGGUUGAAUCGUGGCCGACGCUUCCCGUGCGCGUCGCCGCUCGAUGGUUGGAAAAGUGCCCCAAAAAGUGGGUGGUGGCCGAUUUUGGGUGCGGCGACGCCGAGCUCGCGCGUUCGAUCGAGCAAAAGUGUUGGUCGUUCGAUUUACAAGCCCCUGAACACGCCCCGGAGGUUAUUGCGUGCGACAUGUCUCGCGUGCCUCUCGACGACGAGAGCGUCGACGUCGCCGUUUUCUCCCUCAGCCUCAUGGGUGUCGAUUACGGCUCCUUUCUGGAGGAGGCCCACCGCGUGCUGAGAGUCGGUGGCGCUCUGUGGAUCGCCGAAGUCCGAUCCCGAUUCGACGGUCGCGACGGUGCGGCGACGAUCCCGUCCUUCACCGCGGCGCUCAAAUCCCUCGGAUUCGACCCGAAGCGCGACCCGGAUGAGCGAAACGUCAUGUUCUUCACCUGCGACUUUAUCAAAUCAGAGCGCGCGCCGCCCGAGCGCGGCGCCGUGCGCUGGCCCAGGCUCAAGGCGUGCACGUAUAAAAAACGUUAG